UAAGUUUUUGCACCGUGACUGCGAUCGACUGGGAUACUACAUUUUCAUUCAGUACAACAAUGAGUCGUGGUAGAAAUUGCUUUGUACCUGGCUGUACAAGUGGGAAUCCCAAUAAAAACAAGGCAAAUAAAGAACGGGGUGAAAGAAACCCAAGCCUUUUCAAAGCUCCUAAUGAUCCUAGCUUGCUACAGCAGUGGCAAAAGGCGAUACCCAGAUCAGACAAGACACUUAGCAGCAAAGAUGCUGUUUGUGAACUACAUUUUCUAGAUGAAGAUAUUUUGACUCAUUAUGAGAUCAAAUUAACUGACGGAACUAUCAGUAGAAUUGAGCGGGGUAGACCAUUAUUAAAGGAGGGUUCAAUUCCAAGAAUUUUUCCUAACCUGCCUUCAUAUUUCUCUAGUAAUAAAAGAAAGAGGAAACCACCAUGUGUAAGGAGUGAAGCAACUGAAAAAGUUUCUAAUUCAAAAAAAGUAAAAGGUCUGCCUAUUAAUCAUGUUGAAAAUCAAACUUCAGAACCUAACUUUGAGAAUGAGAAUGAAAUUCUUCGUGAUAUUACUAAUGUGCCAGUUGAUGUUACAGACAGUAGAGUUACUAUGUUCACAAAUUUGAAAAAUAGUUUGGCUGCAGUUGGCACACCAAACAAGCGAUGGGCAGGUACAUUUAUUUCAGGUUCAAAUGAAAUAGUCUUUGCUGAGUGGGAUGAUACUUACUUGCCAAAAAAAAAAAUUAUAAUUUGCAAGGAUAUGUCUUAUAAGGUUUUAUUUGGGAAAACAGAAAUUACUUUUGAAGAGAAAAGUUCAGAAAUAUCUAGUUUUGAAGAACUUGAAAACAUAUUAAUAUCUGUCAAUAGAAUGGGAGUCUGUUCUGAAAUUAAGCUAUGGCAAUUUUUGGAAAUGUUUACCCUAAGAGGGUAAAACUUGGAAAAACUUGUUAUAAUCGCUCUUUUAAAAGUAUGAAAUUUUGCACAGAGGUUUCUUUGGUGACUUAAUUGAAUAUUAUGUAACGU
Molecule: messenger RNA, 1006 nt
Organism: Sitophilus oryzae (rice weevil)
Lineage: Eukaryota; Metazoa; Arthropoda; Insecta; Coleoptera; Curculionidae
Exons: 4
Coding region: 60-914 (284 amino acids)
Molecular function (GO): sequence-specific DNA binding
Source: RefSeq, a predicted model, not a curated record